UUAAGUAAAAGUUGGGUGGGUGAGAAAGAGUAUUAAACUUGCUUAAAAAGUGAUACUUCCAACUUCUCAAGUAUGCUCUCAAUUAUAUAAUCGAUAUUACGAAGUUUCAUUCUACUUUCUCACAUUUUUGGAUGCUCAAAGCUUCAAUUUUUCGUUGCAAAUACACUUUCCUCUUUCUAAGUUACCGUACUAUUAUCAUCCAACUUUGGAAUGCUUAUUGAUUGAGAUCGAUCCUCAAAGGUUUGGUUCUGAAGAAAUUCUCCAAUCGACAAGGUUUGAUUGAAAAUUUUAUGCUACUUUUGCUCUCAAUUAUUCAAAUUUUGAACUAAAUCUGGCAUUUUUGCUGAAUUUGGAUGUGUUUUGGUUCAGGUAUACUAUUCAUUUUUGCAUUUUAGGGUUUGGGUUUAUGCUGAACUAGCUUUAAGAUAUUGGGAUUUUUGGUGGUUGUUGAUGCAAUUAGUAGUUGAUUAUACUUGAAAAGUUCUAUAAUUUGGUGAUUUACUAGGGUUUGGAACCCGAAUUUGCUAUAAGGUAGUACUGUUGUUGCUAAGCUGAAUUUGAAUAUGUCUAGAAGACAUGAAGAUACGAGGUUGAAACCCUCAGUUGUUCCGACGAGAGAUCGUCGGGAUGAGUCGGAGCAGGAAGCUUAUUUUGCACCACGCCGUGGUGGUCCUGUACGCUCGAGGCGGAGCUUGAGUCCUCAAGAGAUGGUGGAGAGAAAUCGGCAGAGUAUGAAUCAAGAUCGAAGGAGCAGCUCACUUGAAAGGAGAGAGUACGAGCAGCACAUUGAUCGUGUUCGCGUUGGUAGUGGUAGUGGUGGUGGUGGUGGUGGUGGUGUUGGUGGUCAAAUGUUGUCUAGAUCACCUCCGGUCCAACACCCACAAAAGAGGUUACAUCUAGAUGAAAGGGCUUUCGGAACAAGUCCGACAGCUAUGAGAAUCCAUGGAAAAUCGGAAUAUCCUGAAUAUGUGGAAUGUAGUAAUUUGAAUACAAGACCCAGAAAUGUUUACAAUUAUGAUGAUCAUAUGGAUGUUGUUAAGCAGAAGGAAUAUAGUGCAAGAAGAUUGUGCUCAAGUGGGCAUCAUUCUAUGGCUGAAACGCUUCCUUUCGAGGAAGAGGAAGAGGAAGCCAUGGACAGAGAUGUUGGGUUGCGUCCUAAUUAUGUUUUUGUAUCAAGAUAUGCUGAACCUAGUGGGAACUACUCGACAACUGAUAUGCACAGAGUUAAGAAUGAGAAUGCUCAGUAUCAAAACGCAAUAUCUCAUGAAAAGAUAGCUAAGGACAUUUAUUACAAGGAUGGAGAACAAUAUGCAUAUUAUUCUAGAGAGAGUCCUUAUAUAGAUUCUCCGCUAUCUCAAAUCAAGGAUUUUGGAAGUGAAGACUUACUAAAGAAUAUUCCAAGCACCUCCUCAAGUAUUAUGACUAGGGGAGAGUAUCUAUCCAAGGUUCAUGAUGUUCACACUUUGCCACCUGAUGGGUAUCCAAAACGCUACGGAAAAGAUUUAGAACCUCUUGUUAUUGAUGAUUAUGGUCAACGUAUUAUGUCAGACUCUAGAAGAGGUUACGAACCAGUAUGUAGGGAUCCAAAAUGUUAUGCAUGUGAUGCAUACAAAUCAUCCAGGCCUGAGCGUAAAGACUAUGAAUAUCCUGAAAUCAGGGUUAGAGGGGAUGAUGAAAUUGGCUAUGCUUCCCAAGAAAAUUUGUAUACUAAGGCACAAUACACUCGUGAAGUACAUGAUCGUAGAGAUGUACUAAGACCUGAUAGGAUGGACUCACUUGUAGAAAGUAUACCAAAAGGUGAAGGUUCUCACUCUUCUCGAAGAAUCAUUAAGAAUGUUGGAGGUCGAGACUUUGAUGUUAUUCAAAAAGAGACGGUACUAGAUUAUGUGGGCACAAGAAGAUCAUCAAAUGGACUAAUACAAGCUGGGGAGUAUUUGGAUAGUGGGAAUUCUCACGUUGAACCAACUAGAAAAGCUUCAAACCAUCGUCAUAUAUCAGAUCUUGGUGGCUUACACGAGCAUGAAUUUGAGGAUCCUCAUUUGGAUUAUGGCUAUGAAAGGUAUGCACAGAUUGGUUCUGAUAGAACCAUGUUAAAGAAUUCUUCUGAAUAUAUAAAUGUGGAAUUGCAAAGAGGUACAGGAGGAUAUGAAAGAAUAAAGGCUGAUGAACUUGUAGAUAAUGACAGAGUGCUGAAGCGUAAAUAUAGUAAUGAUAAUGUUAGCAGGAUGGAUUCCAGAAAUGAGAAUGAUUAUCAUGAUCACCAGGUCGAGUGGACCAGUAGGAAAGGCGAUAUCAUUCAUCUGAAAAGACCUUCUGGAUAUGAGCGCAGCCACUACUAUGCAGAAGUAGAGCAAAUGCCUGAUGGUACCUACUUUCAUAAAGACUCUAUUAAUGAUGAUUGGACUUCAUAUCAAGAUAAAUCAGAAAGUAUUCAAGAGCAUUCUGGAAAACCAUAUAAAAUGGGAAAUAGACAUUUCAAAGGAUAUACAAAAUCUGAAUCCUCUAAAGGCUACAACCAUAUCUCCCAUUCACAUCCAAGAAAUACUCACUACAAGCAGCAAAAUCUCAGGCAAAGAAAUGAUAAGGGCAAUAAUGUAGCAAUGCAUGCACAGACUGCUGACAUAAUAGAAUAUUCCGGAACUCCUUGGAAGUCUGAUCCUUCAGAGGAUUCUGAUAGUUUUAAGCAGAGGAUACAAGCAGCUUUCUUAGACUUCUCCAAGAGAUUUAAUGAGAAUCCAACUGCUCGAAAGCUUUACAAGGAGGAAGGAAAAGCUGGUAGUUUGUUCUGCGUUGUUUGCCGCCGAAGUGCAUCAAAAGAAUUCCUAAAUACAAAGGCUUUGGCGACUCAUGCUUAUAUGUCUUACAAGGUUGGGUUGAGGCCGCAACACUUGGGUCUUCACAGAGCUAUUUGUUUUCUCAUGGGAUGGAACACCAUGUCAGACCCUAAUUCAGGCACCUGGGUUCUAGAGUUACUUCCCAAACCUGAUGCAUUGGCUCAGAAGGAGGACCUUAUACUGUGGCCCCCCAUUGUUAUUGUUCACAACAUUUCAUUGUCAAAUAAUGAUCACAACAAAUGGAAGCUCAUUAACAUUGAUGCACUUGGAGAGUUUCUAAGAGUCAAGGGUUUCCAUCUAGGCAAGAUGAAAAUCUGUCUAGGAAAUCCUGGUGAUCACAGUGUAAUCUUGGUGAAAUUCUUGGGCACUUUUUCUGGACUUCAAGAGGCAGAGAGGCUUCAUAAAAUAUUUCUUGGGAGGAAGCAUGGAAGAGUUGAUUUUGAACAAGCAAUUUCUGGAAUUGAGCCAGUUGAUGAGUUGGCACAAGGAGAUAAUCUGGUUGAGAAGGUAGAGGAUGGGCUGCUCUAUGGCUACAUGGGGAUUUCUGAAGACUUGGAUAGUGUUGAUUUUGAUACAAAGAAAAGGUGUUCGGUCAAGAGCAAAAAAGAAAUUCAUGAACUUGCAGAUGCACCAGUGAAGACUGAAUAAGUGAAGUAUCUUGUACAGCUAUAGUGGUGGGAUUAUUUCUCUCAGGACAUCGGCUUUUGAUGCAUUAACUCUCUAGCAUUAGGAAGAAUGAUGAGUUCCUGCAAGAAGGGUUAUUAGGUGAAGUUGGUUUCAAUACUUAAUAAUGUCAGAGGAAUAAGAUUCAUCAACUCUCAGAUGUAACAUAGAAUCCUGUAUAACCUCGCUUUAGCGUGUUGAGCUCAUAUCGAGAAUUUACUCCUUUCAGGACAUUGUAAUUUGCCUCUAUUUGAUUAUGCUGUCUCUUUCCUUUACUCAGUAUUAUUUAUUAUAACAGCUAUGAAUGACCAUGUGUUAAGGUCCAUGGCUUUAGAUUAUCUCGUAUGUAAACGUUCAGGAUUUUCGUUUUUAAUGCAAAGAGGGAAUGUGUGGAUUUAAGAGGCC
This is a messenger RNA of Chenopodium quinoa (quinoa), 3902 nucleotides long. RefSeq lists its product as uncharacterized. The record is from RefSeq and is a predicted model, not a curated record. The coding region runs from base 564 to 3482 and encodes 972 amino acids. The transcript has 3 exons. NCBI's taxonomy places the organism in Eukaryota, Viridiplantae, Streptophyta, Magnoliopsida, Caryophyllales, Amaranthaceae. Gene Ontology annotation, biological process: regulatory ncRNA-mediated gene silencing.